GGUUAUCCAUACGGGUGGGGUCGCGAGCCGGUUCGAGUAUAUAAGCCGGAUCCGUAGAACUCUUCUGCACAACGAAUCCGUCUUCUCAUCACUGCAGAUAAUCAAGUUCUACAGCUGACACACGACAAAUCGCAAACCACCAUGAACACAUUCGUAAAAUUGUUCGUCGUGCUGGCUGUGGCCGUAGCUCUGGCUAAAGGCGAAGAAGCCAAAAAAGAAACCAAAGUGGUCGAGAAACGAUCUGAUAAAUCCGAUCUGACACCAGCGGCCACUGGACGAUUCUUCUCGGGCGGUUACAACAGUUACCCGACCGGCUACAGCAGCGGAUACAACGGCGGUUACAACAGCGGUUACAACAGCUACCCGUCUAGCUACAGCGGAGGAUACAACAGUUACCCAUCGUACGGCGGCUACCCGUCCACAUACAACAGCGGAUACUCUUCCGGCUACGGAAGCGGCUACGGAAGCGGCUACGGAAGCGGCUACAACAGCGGCUACAGCAAGUACCCGAGCAGCGGUUACGGUAACAACUACUACGGUGGAUACGACCAGGGCUACAACAAAUACCCGUCUGCCUACUCGUACAGCAACAGCUACAACUACCCAGGAUCGUACAACUCCGGCUACGGUCACAACAGCUACUACGACAACGACAACUACGGCGCUCACGGUUACAGCGGUUACAACAAGGGCUACAGCUCUUACCCACAAUCCACUGGCUACGGUUACAACAAAUGGUAAUAGCCGUUUCCGAUCAUUUCUCAUACCGACUACGAUAACUUGAUGGAAUUUCACUUUUUUUUUUCUUACGAGUUUUUUUUCAUUACGAAAACAAAAUUCUAAGUGCAUUUCUUUUAAUGACAUGUAAAAAACCUUAUUCGUGUAUUUUUAUGUAAUAUGUAUAUAUAUACAUAAUAUAAAUAUUUUAAUUUAUUGUC
Rhopalosiphum maidis (corn leaf aphid) is the source of this 938-nucleotide messenger RNA. RefSeq names its product keratin-associated protein 6-2-like. The transcript has 3 exons. The record is from RefSeq and is a predicted model, not a curated record. Lineage: Eukaryota; Metazoa; Arthropoda; Insecta; Hemiptera; Aphididae. Bases 142 to 741 code for a protein of 199 amino acids.